Messenger RNA from Diospyros lotus (date-plum), 2572 nucleotides. RefSeq lists its product as uncharacterized. The record is from RefSeq and is a predicted model, not a curated record. Bases 422 to 2155 code for a protein of 577 amino acids. The transcript is spliced from 8 exons. Lineage: Eukaryota; Viridiplantae; Streptophyta; Magnoliopsida; Ericales; Ebenaceae.
GUUUUCUGCCCGCCUAUAUCUGCGAAAUCCGGAAGCACUUGCCUCUGUUGGGCUGCGGAGACAAUGUGUGUUGGGAAGCAAGGGAGUGAAUUCGAAUUUAUUGCGAGGGCUAGGUUUUGUCAUUGUUUUGGGGACCUAAGCAAGCAAUUAAUUCGUUUCUUGCACCGUCCACUGUUUAGUUCAGUGCUUUUGACUUUGAAUUUCUUGGAACUGGCAAUAUAGCGAGCUAAAUUUGAUCCGAAAACGUUUUUGUUUUUCGUUUGUUUGUUCGUUUUGCCCUAUUUCUUGGAACUGGUUGCUCCAGUUGAUGGCAUUUGGAGAAGAGAUGAAAUUUGCAUUUUCCAUUUUGUUUUCCUUGACCUGCGUGGCAUGCUUCCAAAUUUGAAUUGACAAUUUUUGCACGUUUUUGUUGUUCAGGCAGAUGGAAUAUAAGGAGGACAAGGAUUUCUAUCACAGCCUUCCAAAGAAAGAACUUCAAGAUCUGUGCAAGAGAUAUGGCUUGUACCCAUAUACAACAAAAUUCAAUUUAGUGAAUUCACUUUACUCUUACUUAAAGGAGAAUAAUCUGAGAUCAAUAUCCCCUAGUGGAGACUCAGCUGUACAUUCUACUUCUGUGAUGCCUAUUCUGAAGUCUAGACCAGAGUCAGAAAAUAUGGUGCAUGAUCCAAAAGACACCUAUGCGAACAGCAAUUUUCCCUGGGAGAAGUACAAUAGAAUGAGCAAUUCUGAAACUGUUAGGUGCAAUAAACAAGGAAGUUCCAAGGAAGCUGGAAGUUGUAGCAAGGCACCCGGUGUUAAAGUUGUUCAAGGCUCAGAAAAUUUUUCAUUUGACAUUCCACAAGAUUCUGGCUUAAACAAGAAAAAGGAAGCAACAUGUUCACAAAAUGAAGUUGGAAACAGUGCUAAUGAUUUUGGCCAUAGAAUGAACUUUCUAAGCACUAGCUUUGAUGAUAAUAAUUUGUCUUGUCCAAGAGAAGUAGGGCUAAACCAUGCAAACCAGGUUUGCUGUGGGAGUCCAAAUCGAGGUGCAUAUCUAACAGAAAUUGGUUCUUCCUUUGUGAAAUCUUCAAAGGGCAUUCCUUCCUAUGAGUAUCAUGUCAGUUCAGAGGAUGGAAUUGACCUUUUUGUUGAUUUGAAUUCAAGCCCAUCAGACUUGCCUAAGAGAUUGUUCAAAAUGGUGUCUGGUGGUCCCAGCAGCAUGCCUGAUGAAAACUUUGGAAGUCUUAGGGAGGAGCUUUUUGGAAGUAGCAGCAAAGAAAUAAAAAAUUCAUCUCUGUGCAAUACAGAUUCAGAGCAUAAAAUGAGUAGUGGCCAUGAAGAAGCUGGAUUUUUGCCAUGUCCAAUUAAUAAACAGAGUGGUCUGGUUGUGGUUGAUAACACUUGUGGAGUUGAUGGUCUGGAAAUGUCUCCACAGUUAGAUGAAACUGAAAAAUUUCCACUCUUAUCUCCCAAGUCUGGUGUAGAGACUUAUGUAAUUUCUGGCACAGAAUCUUGCCCAAUGGACAGGGGAAGAGUUCCUAUUGAGCUGUGUGUCAUUGACAAUCCCCAGGUAAAAUCAUCCAGUAAUUCUGUUGUUAAUUCCACUCCUGAAUGUCCAAAAAGUUUCAACUCCCAAAUUCAUCAGAAUACAGUGGUUGGUGAUGAAAACUCUAAUGACCUAACCCUGCAAAACACUUCCAAUUAUGUGAGCUCUUCCCUUGUGUAUCCCGGAUGGUCAUCAAGUGGCUCUAUGGAGAUUCCAUCUUCAGAAGUUGUGAGUCAGCAAAAGGAUGAAUUAUAUUCUCGUUGCACAAAUGGUUGCAUGGAUGUGAUUGAUCCUAUGGUCCAUGUGGAAGCAAUAGAAGAUGAAUUAGCUAAUUCAAGCACGUGUCAAGAUUAUAGGUCUUCAUGUGCUAAUGAAUGGGAAAGGAGUAAGCUCACCAAUGAUAAAGAAACUUCAGAAUCCUUCCAAUCCAACAAGUCAUUAGGGAAAAUGCCAGAGAACGCGGGAGCUGACAAGGUACCAAAUAAAAAGAGACGGCAUUCUGCUAUUCAAGACCGCAAUUGCUGUAGUGAAUGUAAUGCUAUGAAUUUAAGGAGCAGAACGAGACAAUCUGAGAUAAUCCGUCCUAGAAGAUCCAUGCGAUUGGUCUCCAAGGUACUGGUACAUUUAUAGGUCAUAUUGCAACCUGGGACUGGCAAAAGCUACAUGAUCAAAGCUCCAUUUCUUUCCAGUUGCAAAGAAUAUGAAAACUAUGUGUUGAUGGUUGUACUAAAAAAGAAAAACCAAAGAAAGCUACAUUGGUGGUAUUAUUGUUUACACCAACUACAUUUGGUUACAGAACAUGUAAUUGAUGUUCCUGUGGAAUUCUUUGUUACAUUUUCCUAGCAUCUUUAGAUUGCAAAGGAUUCUUUUGCUCAUUGGCAACAAAAUGAAAAUAAGAAUGAUUAGUUUGGUGGCAACAAAAUGAAAUGUUAACCAAAUGUAGUCUAGCCCAUUAGGCCAUUGUAUUAUUUGGUGUUUUGUUGUUGCUAUAUAGCAAACUGUUUGAGGUGCAACAAUCAGACAAAGUAAUUCUCGGCCAAAUUUAUA